AUGUUCCGGCUACUGACCUCCUGCUGGUCUCGUCUAAAGACAACACAAGAGACACGAAGGAGUGUGACCAUCAUUAUCAUCGGACUAGACAACUCAGGCAAAACAGUUCUUUUGGAGGUCUUCCAAAGAUUACUUCCCAGUAGGAUGGGCCAUUGCCUGAAAUCUGAGCUAACUACACUCCUGCUGGAUGAGUAUGAAGUUUCCAUCUAUGACCUGAACGGAGACAAGAAGGGACGAGAAAUCUGGCCAAACUACUAUGCACAGGCACACGGGCUUGUUUUUGUCCUGGAUUCCAGCGACUUAGAACGCAUGCAGGAAGUGAAGAUCAUCCUAACACGUCUGCUGUCUGACAAAAGAGUGGCAGGGAAACCCAUCCUGCUCAUGGCAAACAAACAAGACAAGAAGGACGCCCUCUUACCUUGUGAUAUUGUCGAAUAUCUACUCCUGGAAAGGCUAGUGAAUGAGAACAAGUCCCUGUACCGAGUGGAACCCUGUUCAGCCAUCAAUAACCUCCAAAGAAGGAACCAUCAGUCCAUAAUUGAAGGGUUACGCUGGCUGUUAGCUGCUAUUGGGGAUAAAUAUGAAGAGCUAUGUACUCGUCAACAGCCACUCACCUCGAGCCUUCCAACCUCCAAGAGUACCAGAGGCUCUGGCGCAAGAUGGUCAUCGGACAGCUUCACUACCAGGAUGGGAACAUCCAAAGCAAAAAGACAGCAUCUAGGACCAUGCUCCAUGGAAGCUAGGCCCCUAAAGCCAAUCCUCCACAAAGAAGAGUUAAGAUUAAGACCUAAAAAGAAUAUAUCGGUAACAUUUGCUUUAGACGAACCCAUGAAGGAAGGUGAAUGUUCUGGAAGAAAUGGAGCUCGGAAUACAACUGAGCUUUACUACAAACCGGGUGAUGACUCCCAGCCCCCAGCUCCAUAUGUUGCUGACAAUCAUUUUGAAGGUAAUGCUGGAUCAGACUUUAGUCAAAGAAAAGAUACGUAG
This is a messenger RNA of Equus quagga, 987 nucleotides long. RefSeq names its product ADP ribosylation factor like GTPase 13A (gene ARL13A). The record is from RefSeq and is a predicted model, not a curated record. The coding region runs from base 1 to 987 and encodes 328 amino acids. Gene Ontology annotation, biological process: receptor localization to non-motile cilium; non-motile cilium assembly. Lineage: Eukaryota; Metazoa; Chordata; Mammalia; Perissodactyla; Equidae. Gene Ontology annotation, molecular function: GTPase activity; GTP binding. Gene Ontology annotation, cellular component: non-motile cilium; ciliary membrane. The transcript is spliced from 7 exons.